ACGUAAUAACCAUAAUUCAUUUCUACAUUGAACAUUUUCGUGGACAAAAUUUUGGAUUGCUAAAAACAUAUUUUGAUAGCAUUAAACAUCAACAAGUCUAUGAAAGGCAUCUAAACGAUGAACCAAUAAAGUCUGGAAAUCGCAGGACAAGUUUCUGUACCUGUAUGUGUUCUUCACCUCCAUUAUAGAAAUCUCAAGUCGUACAUAAUAAAUUGGGGAUAAAGAUGUUCAAAGUUGUGUGGAAUAUAAUUAAGUCAAUAUUUUGUUUCAUAUUCCGUAUAUUUUCUCCAUUAAAGAGAUUAAUCUGUAGAAGAAAAAGAAGAGAUUCUGAUACUAUUUUACCAUUAACUAAUCAUUACACAAUACCAGAGGACUUUACUACAAUACCAAGUAAUCAGUCUGAACUUCAAGCUUGGGAUAGCUGGGAAGCUGAUGAAAGCAAACAAAAAUAUAAUCAGAAUGGGAGGAACUAUCCACAUGCCAAUCAGAGACAAAUAUCACAUGAGGAAGAACCUGAACCAGAUUAUUUUACAGAUAUGGUGCCAAAAAUUAAAAAACAGAAAAAAGUGUUUAUAGGAGGAAAUAAGAAUUCCAAUAAAUCAUCCAAUAUGUUUGCAGUAAGUAAUGAUGGACCAAUUGUUACAGGAUCUGAAUUAGGAGCAUGGGAUGAUACUCAGACGACUGGAUGGGAAGGGGAAGGAAAUGAAGAUUUAUCAACUCAAGCUGAUGCAGAAUUAAGAGAAAAAAGACGACAAGAAAGAUUAUAUCAACAGCAAAAGAAAAAACAGGAACGAGACUCAUCAAAAGGACUACGAAAAGACAAACACUUAACAGCAGUUAAAUUAUCCUAGCAUUGUAUAUUAACAUGAUUAAUGUCUUCAGUGAUGUCAUUUCUGGUGUGGGAUUGAUAGUCUUAGAAACCUUGAUUUUUAAGACUUCAUAUAAGCACAAUUCUUUGAAAGUCUAUAUAUGAUCCUGUAAAUUGAAAUUUGAAACACAAAAAAUGUCCAGUGAGAUUUUUACCAAACAUUUUAUGUUGAUUGAAUUGACAAUUUGCAUUUAGUAUGUGAAGCAUAGGUCCACCCACAUAUAGGUGGAGGAAUUUGUACAUGGUGCUUCUUUCACCAGUCAAGAUAUUUGAAUAUCAAUUAUUACAAAAGGCAGAUAAAUAGGAGUUUUAUUGUAUAGCAGUCUGCACGGUUAGCCACUAGUACAAUGCCCCAGACUAGUAAAAUUUCUUUCAGACUAUUAGUAUUAAGUUUUGUGAAACUUUGUUUUGACCAAUAAGAAAAAUGUAGGAAUAUUGGUCUUUGGACUAGCAGUUGAAAAAGUUUUUGGUGCAGACUGUAUAGAAUGUUCAACUGGACACAUACUUUAAAAAAUGGACCAAAAGAAUAUUAAUCAACAGUUAUAAAUCCACUACUUCCUUUAUCAAUACUUCUGUAUGGAAUAGAAAUAUUAUCCUGAUUAUUUUUGUUGAUAAAUCAUGUCUGUUAAUAUCAAAUUUUACUGUGAAAAAUAUUUUGAUUUUCAAGAUUUGUUUUUAUUGUUUUCACCUUUAUUUAGAAUUGUAGAAUUUAGGCAACAUAUUUAUACCUACUUCUUGUUUAUUAAGUGUAACGUAAGGGUACCCAAAUUGCACCGAGUACCCAAAAUGCACCUAUUUAGAAAAAAUAGCAACGGAAAUCGUACAAGAUUUCGUAGAGACAAAACAAUUUGUAUUUUUAUGAUUUGAUACUAUGCACGUCUUUCAACAUAGGUAAACAUAUUUAGAUAUACACAAAACGUUCACAGUAUUUAUCAACAGCUGGACUGUUUGACUGAAAAAGCAAAAUGUACGAAAACGUCAUCAUGCGACGUCAUCAAAACGUCAUCUUUUUAAAAUUGGCAAAUACAAUAUAUUAUAAGUAUCCAUUUCGUAAAAUAUGAAGAGUAAGCAUGAACUAAUAUCCAAUUGUUCAAAAUAAUUGAAGAAAUUAAACAAAAGCUCAGUUAUUAGACUUUUGACGAUGUAAAUUUAAGCAUGGAUGCAAUUUGGGUACUCCUCAUCACAGAAUCAUGGAUAAUUUGGAGGUUGAUUCAAACCCAUUUUUUUAUGACAUCAAAUUGAAUUAAAAAUUAAAUUGGUGUACUUAUAAAAUAAAGAAGGAUAGGGCUACAAAAUAAACACAUUGAGGACAUUUCGUCGCUGUUAUGCAAAAACCUCGUAUCUAAGGUUUUCAUAAUUUUACACCAGGCAAUAAAAACUGAUUUUUUUUUAUCGAUUAUUUAGAAUUAAAUAUUUAUGUUCCAAUGUAUGCAAAAAUAUCGUAUCUUCUAACCAAUCAAUUACCAAGGCGAGCAAAAAUUUCUGCACCUAUAUUGUAUUUUCAAAGCUUUUCAUUAUUUCUAAGCUAUACAUAAUAUAUUAGACAAAAAAUUGACAAAACUGUACCUGUUAUAAUCUCAGCUGCUAGUGCCAUCUUUUUUUUCUUUUGAGAUAUGAUAUUUUCGCACAACAAAAUGUCUCACCAAUCCGACUACACUUUUUCGUCACUUGUCAGAAUUCGGGUUAAUGAUUGGUUAGAAGAUCAGAUAUUUUCGCAUUCAGUGGAACAUACAUAUUUAAUUCUUAAUAAUCGAUAAAAAGAUUUCCGCUAAAAAUUGAGAUACGAGGUUUUUGCAUAACAGCGACGAUUUAUUUCUUGAUAAUAAAAAAACGUCGGUGAAAAAACUGUCAAAAUAGGUGCAAUUUGGGUACCGUCACGUUAGACUUGAUAAGAAUUAGUUCAUGUGAGUAUAUGCAUAAUUAUGAAUGUUUAAAUCAUUUUUAUAUUUUUUUAGAAAAAUAUAUUUUGUGUUUGAGUGAUGUUUAAUGAUACAAUUGAGAGAUUCAAGAUUCAUUUAUCUUUCAUCAAGGUUCACUGAAAUUUGAAUUUGAAAGUAUGGACAUGAGGUAUGAUUUCUAUUGAGACAACUAUCCACCAAGAACUUGAAUGUAAACAACAGGUUACUGUACAGAAUUUAGCAAUUUAAAAAAGAAAAAUAUUAACUAACUUUAUUUUACUAAUUAUCAUUUAAACAAAAAAUAAUCAUAAUAGAGGAGAACUAAUGAUAAUCAUUGGACAAGCACAUAGCCAGGUUAAACAAGUUUGUUUAAACUAAAACCUUCACUUUAAUAAAAGACUGUGAUAAUCUGUCUUAGUUUUUGGGAAAACCCUAUGUUGCUAACUUGAUUUUUAAAUCUUCCAAGGCUUAUCACUACCUCUUUGAUAUGGAAAUAUAGUGCGUUGAUCAUACCAUUCUAUAUGUCCUAUCCAUUAACAUUUCCAGAAAUUCAUUAAUGUAAUAAAUACUCAGAUAUUUAAGUCACAAAAUGUCAAGAAAAUUACAAAACUUUUGAUAGGUGCAGGAAUCUUAAUAUCUGUGCUAAACAAAAAUGAUAUCAUUGUUAAAGUCAUCUUUAAAAAAUGGAGUUAUCUCCCAUUGUCAAGUAUUGUGGUUGAAUUAAGUACUACUAAUACUUUAUAGAAAGCAAUGUUUAAUUUUCUUCCCACUGAUAAAUUAAAGCAAUUUAAACCAUUCAGUGCUUACAAGUACUUUGGUUAUUUUAUAGAAGAGAUUUUUUUAAAUAAUAUAAAUAUUUAAAAUCAUGUUGAAGAAUUUUUACAGAAGAAUGUGUAAAGCAGAUUCAAGGAAUAUUUUGAUUAUGACCGUAAAGAAGAUUUAAUUCUUCAAAUUAAAAGAUAGAUUUGUUUGAAAUCAAGGGAUAUCUGCAUCACCCAACAAAAAAUGUGUUGUGGGAACUGAAAUGUACAGAAAAUUGCAUGAAUGUGACAGUUGUUUAUUGUUUGUCAUCUUUAUUUGUCCAUGGUGUUGUUUGUACUUCUUUUACUUUUUUUUUAUCAUACUUUUUUGCUUCUUUGUCUUUGCUUAAUCUGUAAAAUUUUCGAUGCAUUGAGGAAUUUUCAAGAAAUGUACAACUUAACUACUUUAUUGCUUUAUUUUACAAAUAAGACAAAAUGAAUUACUUUCUUCUAUGUGUUUGUUUGUAGAUUCUCUUAGUGAUAGCAAGAAAGAUCAGCAAAUUAAAUCUAUAAUUGAAUCAUCAUAGCUAAAUUAUCACACUAGUUCUAUGAUUCUUUGCCAUUAAAUAAUGUUUCAUUUGAUCUCAAAUAGGUAGUUUAUAAAUAUUUGACUACCAGAUAAAAAUAAGAUUACUAAAUAAGAUUACUAAAAAGGCAAACAUAAUUAAGUGCUAUAAAGGAGCAAAUAAAUAUAAAAAUGACAUUUGUUUAACAGAUGAACAAUUCACUCUUGGGAGUUGGGACCCUCUUGUUUUCCUACUAGUUGUUUUACAAUUUUGAUCAAAUUAUUUGUAUUUACUUAGUUCACAGGAGUCCACAACAAAAAGUGUGUCUAAAAGGAAUUUAAGACUGGAGAAUAAUUUGCAGAUUUUAUAAGUCUGAAAAACAAAGUGAAAGUAACAACUAAAUAUAGACCAGGAUCAUCUUGAUUUGAUCAAGUGUUUUAUAAUUGAAUGUUAACCAAUGUCUUCUAUAUCCAAGUGCUAACCAGAAUUAAGUUUUCUACAUCUAAGUGUGAACAAUGCUCAAGUAUCUAUUAAAAGUGUUGAACAUGAAUUGCAAAAUUAUAAAAUUUUGAGCAUUAUCUGCUCUCCUCUACGAAGUGUCAAUUUUUGUGACUUCACAUUGCAUAAUAGAUAACAAUAACUUUUUAGUAUUAAAGGAAACUUGUAUCUGAAUUCUGAUUUUCAAUUUAAAAGUACAUAUUUAUUUUACUGUAAGCUCACCGUUCAGAAGGAACUGAGAGUUUUUAACCAUCACUUGGGGUCCGUCUUCGUCUGUCUGGUUUUACCUAAUUCAAACAUCUUCUCCUUUAAAACUACUGAACCAAUUCCAACCAAACUUAAGCUGAAUGAUCCUUAGGGUAUUUAGAAUAAAGUUUAUGUUUUAUUUUCUGUUUCUUUAAAAAAAAAACAUGGCCACCAUGGCUAAGAAUAGAACAUAGGGAUAAAAUGCAGAUUUUAGCCUGUAUCUCAAAAACCAAGUCAUUUGAGUAAAUCAAAUAGGGAUAAAAGUGUUCACUAGAUCAAGUUCUAUCAGCCCUGAAAUUUUCAGACGAAUCUAACAACCCAUUGUUGGGUUGCUGCCAUUAAAUUUGUAAUUUUAAAGAAGUUUUGCAGUAAUUGGUUAUCACCUUGAAUAUUAUUAAUUAUAAAGAUAAACUGUAAACAACAAAAAAUUUCAGGGAAAGUAAGAUCUUCAAAUAAGUUUAUAUAACCAAAACUGUCAAUUGACCCCUGAAUGAGUUAUUGCCCUUUAAAGACUAUUUUACUCAAUUUGUUUAUCAUGUUUUCAAACUUUACAAAAAUCUACUUCUUUGAAACUACUGAACCAAUUCCAACCCAACUUAAGCUGAAUGGUAUGAUUUUUGCUGGGUUUUUUAAACGAAAGAUUAAUGUAAAAAUAUCAAGGUGAGUGAUUCAGGCUCUUGAGAGCCUUUUGUUUUUAUUAUACAAUUUGUAAUGUUCUUGACAUUUAUGUAUAAACCAUCAGAUGUUCAUUUUGGGGGAAAUUAUAUUAUUGGAAUUUAGAUUAUGUUGAUAUUCUAAAUUUUGUAUAUUUUUGUCACAUCGCUGCUUGUUUAAAAAUAAAAUACAAGAAAUACCAGA
Mytilus trossulus (common blue mussel) is the source of this 5674-nucleotide messenger RNA. Its product is annotated as receptor-binding cancer antigen expressed on SiSo cells-like. Gene Ontology annotation, cellular component: secretory granule. The record is from RefSeq and is a predicted model, not a curated record. The transcript has 5 exons. NCBI's taxonomy places the organism in Eukaryota, Metazoa, Mollusca, Bivalvia, Mytilida, Mytilidae. Bases 225 to 851 code for a protein of 208 amino acids.